ACCACAUGGGUGUGAUGCUCAGGUGUCCGCAUAUAUUGGCCAUACAGUGCAUGUACAAUAAUACUCUUUAUUACAUAGUAUUGAUAUGUGAUAUAUUCAGGCUGACUGCCUGAAGACUGUCUGUCAGUACAAAAUUAGAAUAGACUGCCCACUCAUUUUUGUUUGUUGACAAUGGAAACAAAUCUGCAAAACACACAUUUGCCUACAUUUGCAGCCGGUAGGAGGAGAUCUGAGCACGACAGCCACAGUGAUGAAAUUAGGUGUCUGCUGAUUUCAGUAUAAAUUUCAGACUUCACCAAACUGUGCUUUAGACAGUAACAUCGAUUAUCCGGGCAGCUGCACCCGUCACUGCAUUUAGAAAGAAAAGACAACUUGAUGAGAAUUUGAGAUGGAUACAGCAAACUUGAUAAAGUCUAUAAUCAGAGGCAUUAUGUGUCUGGCUGGAAUCAUUGGUAACAACUGGCUGUGCAUCAGCUCCCUGCCAAAAUCCAUUUCUCAGCUCCGAACUAACGACGCCCUAUUUGUAAACUUGGCUGUAUCCAAUCUGAUCACUAAUUACAUGGUGGACAUCCUCAGCAUUUUCCAUACUGAACAGUAUUUACCACCGGGAAAGGUGUAUUGCGGCAUUCGAUUUUUCCUGCCUGAAUUCUCGGAGACCAGCAGCAUCUUGACCACCAUGUUCAUCACUAUGUACUGGCAUCAGAAGCUCGUGGGCUCUCUGAAGCGCGGAGGAGCUCCUGUGCAAAUGGACAACAUCCGCCUCAUCAUCGCACUGCUGAUAGGAAGCUGGACCUUUGCACUUGUCCUCAACAUGCCUCAUUUAUUCUUCGUCGCUGAAGACAGUGAGAACACGACUAGUGCGGAAUGCAAGGAAGAGCUGCCUUCGCCCGAAGCCGAGCAGGCCUACGAGGUGGUGUACAUCACACUCGCAAAUGUGAUUCCACUUACCGGGAUUCUUUACGCAAGCAUCCAGAUCACAAUUACACUGCUGCAGAAUGAAAAGCGAAUGAAGAAAAUGAGUGCGGCAGUCAGAAAUGGAGGAAACACCUCAGCCGAGAAAAGCGGAGACAACACUAAUAAUGUAUCAACAGUUACCAAGUCCAAGUCACAAGCCAAAUCAGGAAGUCUGGUGAGGGCCGCCAAGAGUGUGGUAACAGUGGCCAUUUUUUUCUUAUUUUGCUGGGUAUUUCACCUCAUCGUCAGCAUUCUUGAUUCUGUCUCACCAUCCAAUGUGUUAAUGGACUUGGAGAGCUUUGUAGGAGCAUCCUAUACAUGCAUCAUCCCUUAUAUUUACCUGUACGGUGUGCAAAAGAUGACCUGCUCCAGAUGUUAAGGACACGUGAUAAGUUAUGAGCGAGUAGUAAUUCAGUAAGCUGUAAUUUAAUGCUGUACGUGACGGAAUUAGAUUUGAAAUAUCACACAAUGAAAAAAUUAAUGAAAAUAGAUAAGUGAAAAAAAAGUAUAUAACUAUAAUUUUUUUUGCAUUUUAUUUGUCUGCUAAUAAUCUCUUACUAACCAAAAUAAGUUGCUGUAUAAUAAAUGGUAUGAUUGUAAUGCACAAUUAAAUGUAAAAAAAAUUGUUAAUUUUGAAAACAUAUUUUCAUUUGGUGAAACUCUUUAUUAAGGUUUAUCAGCACUUCAUGUCUGAUCCUCUGCCCUCAGACCUCAGUUACACAACAUUAAUCAUGCUGUCGUGUGGAAUUAUGAACUGAUGCACUUUCUUAAACAGAACAGGGGCAAUUUGUCAUUGUGUCAUGGAGGGGGCUGAGAUGGUUAAUUUGGUGUAAUGGAGAUUUACCCCUGAAGGUGAAAUGUAUUGUUAAAUUCAGUAUAAAACAACA
Molecule: messenger RNA, 1841 nt
Organism: Pangasianodon hypophthalmus (striped catfish)
Lineage: Eukaryota; Metazoa; Chordata; Actinopteri; Siluriformes; Pangasiidae
Product: alpha-1A adrenergic receptor-like
Exons: 1
Coding region: 389-1333 (314 amino acids)
Biological process (GO): neuropeptide signaling pathway
Cellular component (GO): membrane
Molecular function (GO): neuropeptide receptor activity
Source: RefSeq, a predicted model, not a curated record